This is a messenger RNA of Huiozyma naganishii CBS 8797, 1407 nucleotides long. RefSeq lists its product as uncharacterized. Gene Ontology annotation, molecular function: histone binding. The coding region runs from base 1 to 1407 and encodes 468 amino acids. The record is from RefSeq and is a predicted model, not a curated record. Gene Ontology annotation, cellular component: cytoplasm; Rpd3L-Expanded complex; nucleus. Gene Ontology annotation, biological process: regulation of gene expression. The transcript has a single exon. NCBI's taxonomy places the organism in Eukaryota, Fungi, Ascomycota, Saccharomycetes, Saccharomycetales, Saccharomycetaceae.
AUGUCUGCAGAGGUAGCCCCCAGCACCGCGAGUAGCGACACUGUGGAGUUGGAUCAGGCGAACAUUAUUUUGAAUGAGGAAUUCAAAAUAUGGAAGAAGACGAUUCCAUCGUUGUACAAGCACAUUUCAACGUUCAAGCCUGCAAUUAGUCAAGGUUCAGCAGUACUGGAGGAUGAGAAGGAAUUGAAGAGGGCCAUAGUAUUUACGGAUAAGUUGGUGCCGGACAAGAACAACGGCACUUUAUCGACCAGCGUGUUGUGCUCACAGGGGAGUAACAUAUACACCUUCGAGACUUUCUUACCGUUGGGGGUGCACUAUACGUCCGGUGCCAACGCACUGACGAGCUGUCAAUACAACGAGCACACUAUUGAGCAAGCCAUAGAGUUUGGGGAAAGAAGCCAGCAUUGGGUCUGGCAAAACGAGACUGUAAACAAGCUGUUUUACGUCGGGGAUGAGGACGUCAAGUUUAUUGCUCUUGCCGAGAGUGGAGCGUUGGGCUGGUUUAAGGACGGGUUGAAACCGCCUCAGAAAGUUUUGUGCGGUUCCGAGAUGCAAGGGAGCGACGUCCGUGCGAGUGUCGAUGCAGAUGUGUCAAGUGAUGGUACACUUAUAGUGAAGUGUCUACCGAUGAAGGAUACGCUGACUCUCGUUGGCAAUACCAGGGAAAACCGCGGCAAUUUGGUACGCAGCAUUGCGGUGGACAACGCAAGCACCAUUAGGUGUAUCAAGUUCAUUGGAAGUGACAUAUUUGCAUGCUGUUCAAGGGACAACCUUGUCCGUUUCUACAGCAGCAAAUCGAAUAAUCAAGAACCGGUAUGGCUAUUGAGGAUACCAGAUUCGAAUGGUACUAUCGAGUGUAUAGGAAGCUCUCUUCUGAUGCCCACAUUGGUUGCCUUCGGUACGAGCAACGGUACGAUUAAAAUCUGGGAUACGCGCUCCAUCAGGGCCACCUCCGGCCUUGCGGUAAACGAGAACCCACUGCUGAGACUCAACCAUCUGCAGCAGGAAGGUGUCGUUGAUAUCCAGUUCUCCGCCGUGUCCCCUACACAGUUCAUCACUGUGGGGUCCAAGGGCAACGUGUACCACUGGGAUUUGGAGUACCUGAUGGGGAAGGGCGAUGACGAUUCUGAAAUAGAGGCAAUCAACCAGGCAGACUUGCAAGAGGAGUGUCUGGCGUUCUACCACACCGGCGGUUGCCGGCGAUCGAUCGGGACGCUGUCAAAGAAAAAUACGGCGCAGCUGCACUCGACGAUCGGCGAGCUUGUCGUGACAGUGGAUGCAGAUGGGCUGGUCACUGUCUACAUACCUUUUAAUGGCAGGUACGAAACAGAGAUCAAAGAAGACGAAGCCCUACAGAAGGAAAAUGACACUCCACAAGAUGAAGCCUCCAAAUCAGAAAACGUCUAG